This is a messenger RNA of Penicillium egyptiacum, 837 nucleotides long. The record is from the annotation of a GenBank genome assembly. NCBI's taxonomy places the organism in Eukaryota, Fungi, Ascomycota, Eurotiomycetes, Eurotiales, Aspergillaceae.
AUGGAUUACUGUCCCAGCUUAGUGACAGUCGUUCACGCUACCGGUAGUAAAGAGCUACAUCUUGCCCACUUUUCCGUCAAAGAGUACCUUCUCGGUGAGAAUCAAUUCAAGAUGACGAUUGCCAGUGUUUCCAUCACGAGGACGUGCUUGACUUAUCUUACGGACAUCGCUGGUAGCAACAGAGAGAUCAAGCGGGAUUUUCCGAUGGCAAGGUGCGCGGCGGAACUUUUGACAGACCAUGCUUCGUUGGCUCAGGCUUCCGAAGAUAUAGUUCGAGUGAUAGUCAGGUUCCUAGAAAAGGAAGCAACAUUCCAACGAUGGGCUCGUUUGUAUCAGGCUGAUAGGAGUUGGGACUAUGACCCUGGUCCUCCGCGAGGUUCCAGGCUCUACUAUGCUUGCCUUGUUGGGCUCGUAGAGCCAGCACGAGAUCUUAUUGGCAAGGGAGCAGAUGUCAAUGCGCAGGGCGGCGAGUACAGCAACGCUCUCCAGGCCGCCUCAGCGACAGGCCGUAAAGAGAUUGUCAAACUUCUUUUAGACAAAGGAGCGGAUGUCAAUACGCAGGGCGGCAAGUACAGCAACGCUCUCCAGCUCGCCUCAGCAAAAGGCCACCAAGAGAUUAUCAAACUUCUUUUAGAUAAAGGAGCGGAUAUCAACGCGCGGGGUGGCCUCUACGGCGACGCUCUCCAGCUCGCCUUAGCGAGAGGCCAUCAAGGGAUUGUCAAACUUCUUUUAAACAAAGGAGCGAAUAUCAACGCGGGUGGCUGCUACGGCGACGCUCUGUCCACUUUUGCCUGGCUUCAGGCCUCACCAACCAACCUAUUGCUUCGCAGAUUCUAG